This is a messenger RNA of Amoebophrya sp. A25, 2704 nucleotides long. The record is from the annotation of a GenBank genome assembly. NCBI's taxonomy places the organism in Eukaryota, Dinophyceae, Syndiniales, Amoebophryaceae.
CGUGCAUAUAAACAUGUUUCUGUUUUUCUUAUCUUCCCUCAACUCAGUGAAGUGCUCACUACUUUCUAAAAACUGAAACAGCUCGUCGAACAGUUUGUUGUGUUUGUCUCAAUGGGGAGCAGCAUGACAAAAUGCACAAUGUCGUGGUUCUUGCACGUCCACUCUGUUGAACCGGUUAUUUAUAGCAAGUAAUGGCUGUAUGUUCUCGGUGACAAGACAAUAAAUAUGCAGUAUGUUGUCGGUGUCAAGGACAAAGAAACGUGACAAGCUUUCGAAUAAAAGUGUCUGUGCAUCGGUUCAAGCAAAAGGAUUGCUUCCUCGACUGUCGUGGAGGAUAUGCACUCUCUACACUGACUUACUUGCUUCCCCUUUUCCACUCUUUUACCACAAGUACCCCACGCGUUCAACGUACUAGUUUUGGUUUUGUAUCGAUCAAUUCAUUGCGAAUUAUUUUUUUGAUCACGCGAAAACAAAGUUUCAAAAUACUUACAUAGAAGUAUCAAUUCAUCGCAAUCUUGUUGUCAGCAGACAAAGUUCUCUAGUACUUCUACUGGCACGUAUAGGCAAAGCCAAAGAGUGUCUAAAGCUGAAUUUGGUAGUACAAGCAACAUCAAGCAUCACGUUCACGAUAAGGCGAGGAAGCGUCAGACAUCAUAACUACAAGAUGUUGCUCGACGUUAUCGGCUUGUGCGAGAGCGCUCAGGGGCGACGCGUGUGGGAAGGAUACUGCAGUGCGUUUGGUUCGAAGAUGGAAAGGAAGAAGCCAUUCGUAUACAAGUUCGGAAAACUUGGAUUGUUUUAAGGAUACAAGUACGCCUGUCAAUGCGAAUGCCUCGACAAUAAAAUACAUUUAGUUAGAAGUAAUCGUAAUGCGCUUGCGCAGUGACCAAUUGUAAUUUCUUAGUACCAACGAAUUUUUGCUUAUGCCUAUCAAUUGGAUUGGAAUCCAUGGUAGGGUAAAUGCGUGCUAAAGUUCUAAUUCAUAGGACGUGAGAAGCUCUCUGGGCCAUUGGUUUUUCGUGUGGAUUCUGACGUCUUAGAGAAGGCGGGCUUGGCCUCGCGCUGCAAACCAGAGAAGGAGAUCAAAGCCAAAAUAUUUGCCAAGAAAGAUAUUCCAGUAUUCGACAAAGGACUGGAUGAACCGGUAUCUAUUUUUUAUUGUUCGAGUACACGAGAUGUUUCUCGAUUCGAUCCAAAAUACUUAUGUGCACGACCAUGGUCUUAUUCGAUGUUGAAACGACCUUCGUGAUCUUCGUACAGGAAUUGAUCCUCUCGCUCCUGGACGAGGUGAUAGAUCGAAUUGUUGAGGUUCUUCGCAGCCAUCACAGUUUAGCGAUAGCCUUUCCAGGUCUAGGACGACUGACCUUCCCUUCAGACCGGAAUAGCUACUCUUGGAUGGAAAGACGGUAUUUUUAGUAGUAACUACUAAAUUUUCUAUGUCUAUCUGGUACUACUAAAUUUUCUAUUUCUAUCUGGUGCUGAUCGGGCGGAUACUAGGUGUACUAGAGUAAAAGCACUUUCUGCUCUUUCCAAAUCCAAAAACACGCGACCACUCGUACCUAUAAUUAUUGAUGAUCGUCAUCUUCCAGAUCGUCCAAGAAGUUUCCGUCUACAGCUACACCUUUCUUAUCUACAUCUUCAAUGAUACCUACAACUCGUCUGAACAAGAACUUCUUGUCACAUCGUCGAUCAUGGAUGGAUACAUUCAAUUCUAGGUGGGAGCCUCUGGAGUAUGUCACGGGACGUGACGCCCUAGAUCCGGAGGACUAUGUGCCGGGUGCGGAGACCGAGGCGAAAAAUGCUCCUGGUUUUUCCGUGACAGGAUCACCUGGUCAUGAGUUUACCGAAGGCGCUGGCCGCAAGCCGGACGAAACCGUCUCUGAACUAUCUAGUGUCGACGGGGACCGCUACAUGGCUGGCAUCGACAUCGACGCAGACCCCAGCUGGCGUCCAUUGACGCCUGAGGGAGGUUGGCCGGUUCGGGAGGAACCACCAGUAGAAGAAACUUCACUAGUUGCUGAUGGUGCGGAAGAAGGUGAAGAGAAGAAUGGCGAAGCUGGAGGAGGUGACGGCGCUCCGGCCGGAGGUUGAGUAGCGCAUCGGCUGAGGGCAAGGGUAGGCGUAGGCCGCGCAGCCAGCGGUAGACAUGAAGAGUGAAGCAAACGUGAAAGAAAGUAGAAACGAAGGGAUACUGCACUGGGAGACGCUUGCUGUGACAACCACCUUGCGGCGACGUUUAUAGGCAGCUGGGAAGUUGAGGCAUGAACGACAUUUUUUGCGGCACCACCUAGCAGCACGGCUUGCAAUAACGACGGAGACGCUAAGGCUACUUUGCGCGGGUAGGAUCGAGAGAUGAAGCCUGAUCGUCCCGAUCGCCACCGCCGCGCCUGCACUAGCCCUGCGCGGUACAGAAACACGCUGCUGCAUUUACGAUAGAAAUGGUGGAGCCAUACAUAGAAGAGUGCAUCCAACAGGCGACGAAAUCGAAAAUGUGUAGCUCGUGAGGAAAUAAGAACGAAAGACUACUCCAUCAAAGUCGAAUGUGAGUCCCACUGUCUUAGCUUGACAGUACAUUCGUCCAUGAGAUGAAAAACGUAACUUGCAGCGUUGAGGGACACGUUAUUGUGAUGGGUGAUCGAUUCCAUUUUCGAAUUCAAUACUUGAAGCUGGCAAUUAUAGGCAAAGAAACUGGGGUAUGUUGUCU